ACUGCUGACUAGUUUGCUAAGCCGUCGUUGCACAGCACUGGACAAUUUGGCGGUGUUUAUUUGGGAUUUCGUGUUUCGGCUUAUUUUGGUGCCAAAUACAUAAGUAUUAGCAAAAAAAAGAGAUAUAUAUAAAAUAAAAUAAUAAAUAAUGUCAAUAACACUCGAUUUCGAUGCUAAGCAACUGGAUAACAAGAGGCCACUGCAACUCCAUUGCUUACCAGCUAAAAUCGAUGGCAAUGGCGAAUGUGGAAAUGUGGAUAAGUUUUUCAACAAUUAUACGCGGGAAUCAUCAGAAUAUGGUUCCGGCAUCCUAACAAAUUCACUGCGAGGCUAUCCUCUAUUGGGUAAGCGCGAACCAGUGCCCAAAGGGUUUAAGGGCGUAGUCGUGCAAGAAACUGACCCGCAUCAGGAACAACGUCAACUACGUCUGACUGGCACCUUUGAGGACUUUACGUACUGGAAUUAUGACAAAGUACCGUCCAAAGGUGACGCAUAUCAGCAGGCAUUAAUCAUGUUGGAUGUGGCCGAUGCGCUCGCAACUCCCGUAAGCGAAGAGCAGCUUGAAGAAGAACUGAAACGUUAUCAGCAGGCAAAGAAAGAAAACGCAUAAGACUUGGUGCGCUUACAGCGUUUAGUAUAAUAUAUAGUAUUCCAAAAGCUAAUCAGAUAUUUUCACAAUUCGUACUCUUUAGACUUAUAAUUUGUAUAAAAUAUUCAAAUAUAUAAAUACGUAUGUAUGUUAUGUUUA
Drosophila hydei is the source of this 748-nucleotide messenger RNA. RefSeq lists its product as uncharacterized. The transcript has 2 exons. Gene Ontology annotation, biological process: RNA catabolic process. Bases 149 to 610 code for a protein of 153 amino acids. NCBI's taxonomy places the organism in Eukaryota, Metazoa, Arthropoda, Insecta, Diptera, Drosophilidae. The record is from RefSeq and is a predicted model, not a curated record. Gene Ontology annotation, cellular component: ribonuclease H2 complex.